AUGACGCAACAUUGUUACAACCCAAAUGUUUCUAAUGUCUCACGUAAUGCGAGACUGCAAGAUCUGCUCACUGAGAGGAACAAAAGUUACAUUGAUAUUUACAUACACCCAAUGCAACAUUCGUGUAUGCAGCGGUACAUGCGACAUUUCAACAGGUUUCGUGCAUGUUCGUGUUGUUGGAAGGUAGUAAACAUAGCUUAA
This is a messenger RNA of Peronospora belbahrii, 201 nucleotides long. The record is from the annotation of a GenBank genome assembly. Lineage: Eukaryota; Oomycota; Peronosporomycetes; Peronosporales; Peronosporaceae.